Molecule: messenger RNA, 1839 nt
Organism: Macadamia integrifolia
Lineage: Eukaryota; Viridiplantae; Streptophyta; Magnoliopsida; Proteales; Proteaceae
Product: CRS2-associated factor 1, mitochondrial
Exons: 5
Coding region: 201-1466 (421 amino acids)
Biological process (GO): Group II intron splicing
Molecular function (GO): RNA binding
Source: RefSeq, a predicted model, not a curated record
AUUCUCUCUCUCCUUUCAAAUCUAUUUUCUGCCUUCCAGCCGUUUUCUCGUCCUUUUCUUGCGAACCAACACAACCUAAAGGCUUAAGGACUUAUAGCCUGUCUGUCCUCCACUUGGUCUCUCCUGUCACCUCCCGCUGUUCCUUAAACCCCAUUAGACCAGAGAGGUGCGAAACUGAACAGGGAAAGCUGCAUGGUCUAAUGUUUUUCAGUCGAAUUUCCCGCCAGAAAUUGAAGCUCUCCAUCACUCUCAUCUCACCCCGUCUUUUCUCAUCCUCAAUCCCUUCUUCUUCAAAGCUCAAAGAGUACUCAUUCAAACCCCCAGUCUCUCUUGGUGGGGGAGGGGGAGGACAACCUUAUCAAAACCCUAACCCCAACGGUAACCUUGAUGCCGGAAACGAAUUCAAGCAGAACAAUAAGAAGAAGCAGAAACCCUUGUAUCGCCCACCAUCUUCGCUGGAUCGCACUGGUUUAAAGCCGCUGCAUUCUGAUAUACCCUUCGAUUUCAGGUUCAGCUACACGGAGAGUAGUCCUAUAGUAAGACCGAUUGGAUUGCGUGAGCCCAAGUAUUCCCCUUUCGGGCCUGGUCGGCUUGACCGUCCCUGGACUGGGGUCUGUGCUCCUGCUAUUGAUCCGACUGUGAAGUCUGUGGACGAGAAUGCCGAGUUGGAGUUGGAGGAGAAGAGGCGGAAAUGGAGAGAGACGAUUCAAGGGGAGCCUCUCACUGCUGCUGAGAGGAAAAUUCUUGUGGAGAGAUGCCAGAGGAAUAGAACCAAACGGCAAAUUAAUCUGGGUAGGGAUGGUCUGACUCACAACAUGCUGAACGACAUUCAUAAUCACUGGAAGCAUACAGAGGCUGUUCGGAUAAAGUGUCUUGGUGUGCCCACUGUUGACAUGAAAAAUGUCUGCAUUCAACUUGAGGAUAAAACUGGUGGGAAGAUCAUACAUAGACAGGGUGGUCUUGUUGUCUUGUACAGAGGGAGGAAUUAUAAUCCCAAGAAAAGGCCUAUUAUUCCAUUGAUGCUGUGGAAGCCCCAUGAACCUGUUUAUCCAAAGUUGGUCAAAACUGUGAUUGAUGGUUUGACAGUGGAAGAAACAAAGGAAAUGAGGAAGAGAGGCUUGGCAGUUUCACCUUUAACAAAGCUUGCGAAGAAUGGUUUUUAUGGUAGUCUUGUUCCGAUGGUCCGAGAUGCUUUCCUCGUAGAUGAGCUGGUUCGUAUAGAUUGCAAAGGCCUUGAGAGGAGUGACUACAAGAAAAUAGGCUGCAAACUAAGGGAUUUGGUUCCUUGUAUCCUUGUGACAUUUGAAAAGGAGCAGGUUGUUGUGUGGAGGGGGAAGAACUAUUGCCCAACAGGAGCAGGGGAGUUCCUUAGUGAUCGUGAAUACUUUGACAUUGGCCGAGGGAACUCCGACUCUGAAUGUGAGUUGCAUUCUUCUGACAGCAGAUCAGAGGCUUUGAUGCAGUGAAACAUUUGUCUGUGUGCUGAAUUGGAGGAUGCUCAAUGCUGCCGAUCAAGAUACACUAAUUUCAUCCCUGCUCCAGCCUCAAGCCAAGAGAGAAAGAAGAAGUGGAAGAUCUUGAGUUUCUAUGACUCACGAAAAUGUGAUGAGAUGAAUGGAAGAGGGCAUUUUAUGAGAUCUUUGCAGACUUAGGUUGUAAGCUUAAUAUGUUGUCAUUUAUCAGUCAUAGUAAUUAUUUCUCAAUAUCAAUUUAUCCGAGGAAAAGAAAAUCUGUUGAGGUAGCAUUUAAGUGAAUUGGAUUUUUUUUGAAACGGUUGAAUGAUUAAAGAAUCCCAUCACAUGAUUUUAAGUGUUCACAUGAAGCAAAUUGUAUAAUCCA